This is a messenger RNA of Haliotis rufescens (red abalone), 3377 nucleotides long. Its product is annotated as POU domain, class 2, transcription factor 1-like. The transcript is spliced from 9 exons. Bases 189 to 1886 code for a protein of 565 amino acids. NCBI's taxonomy places the organism in Eukaryota, Metazoa, Mollusca, Gastropoda, Lepetellida, Haliotidae. Gene Ontology annotation, biological process: regulation of transcription by RNA polymerase II. The record is from RefSeq and is a predicted model, not a curated record. Gene Ontology annotation, molecular function: DNA-binding transcription factor activity, RNA polymerase II-specific; RNA polymerase II cis-regulatory region sequence-specific DNA binding.
AUUAUGAAUGUGGUAAAAAGUGCCAGACACGGAGCAGGUAUUAAUAUUAAUGUUGGUUUUUUGCCUAUUGAAAAGUCGUCUCUAGCACUGACUGUUCAAUGUUGCUAACAUUUGGGAUCAAAUGUGUGGCCCUCAGCCUUUGUCGUCUUGACGAGUUUCUCUGACCAGGAGGUGGUGGCAGCAUCGGCAUGAACGGCGACGUUGCUCAGAGCUCUGGCGACGGGGGACAAGAGGGCGAGGACGACAACAUGAAACCUCUCAACCUCGUUACUGACGCCCCCGCCGUCACCCCCACCAACACCGCAGCAACGCAGCAGAUACAGCAGCUGCUUCCCCAACAACUACCUCUCACCAUGUCGGCCGCCGGCAUCAUCAUACAGAACCACCUUGGUCAACAUGCUGUUAUUCCCGUGACGGCGGCGCUCCCGGCGGGCUUGUCUAUCACGCACCAGGACAUCCAGCAGCUUCAGCAGCAGCUACUGCUCCAGCAACAAAUGCAGGUGCAGCAGGCCCAGACGACGCUGGCCAGUUCAGUGCAGCAGUCCCCGGCCGUGCGACAGGUCCAGACAACGUCCAUGGUGCAGAUGCCGACACAGACUCCUGUCAAGGCCCAGCAAGCGGGCAUCCAGUUCCAGGCUGCCACGCCCGUCACCACCGGCCAGUCAGCAAGCACCCUGCAGCCACAGGUCCAGACGAUCCAGCUGCAGACGGCCCAGCUGGGAGGCCAGGCUCUGGCCGGCAUGCAGCAGCUGGUGUUUAUCAACCCCACGACCUUGACCUCCAUGCAGCCCCAGCUCCUUGUGCAGAAUCAGCAUAGUCUCCCAGUGCUGCAGAAUCUGGGUGCUGCGGUAGCCGUGGCCCAACAGCAGACCCCAACAGCACAGCCAGCUGUGCAGGCAAUCCAACAGCAACAACAACAGCAACAGCAGCAGCAACAACAGCAGCAGAUACAGCAGACCAGCCCUGUCACCACCAUGGCCACAACAACAGCAAUGAGCCCCACCACACCGACACACCAGACCAUGCAGAUGGCCGUGAUGGAGGAGGAGAACAUCGACCUGGAGGAGUUGGAGCAGUUUGCCAAGACAUUCAAGAGGAGACGGAUUGAGCUCGGGUUCACACAGGGUGACGUGGGACUGGCAAUGGGGAAGCUGUACGGCAACGACUUCAGCCAGACGACCAUCUCCCGCUUCGAGGCUCUCAACCUCAGCUUCAAGAACAUGUGCAAGCUGAAACCACUGCUCCACAAGUGGUUGCAGGACGCUGACGCCAUGGCACAGAACCCAGCCGCCAUAAGCAGUGCCAGUGGCGGCGCCGUCACACCGGAAUCCAUUAGUCGGCGUCGCAAGAAACGAACCAGUAUCGACACAUCAGUCCGUGUGGCGUUGGAGAAGAGCUUUUUACAGAAUCCCAAACCGUCGUCGGAGGAGAUCACGAUUCUCGCCGACAACUUGAACAUGGAGAAGGAGGUGGUGCGGGUGUGGUUCUGUAACCGGCGCCAGAAGGAGAAGCGAAUUAAUCCUCCGUCCUCUCUGACGUCGACCCAGAUGCAGCUGAUGAGUGGGAUCAACAUGAGCCAGGGUCUGCUCAGUCAGCAGAACACCACCCAGAACACCAGUGCCGGAAUUAACGUUUCCUCGCCAACACAGACACUCGUUACGGCGCCUCAGACUCAAAAUAUAUUUGUGAAUAACACUGCACCGUUAAACAUGUCCACUGCGGCAAGUCUGGUCAUUCCCAACGUGACAGCGGCACCGUCUACCUCACCGUCACAACCAAUCGUUGUCUCCGCGGCGACGGCGUUGGCCAAUGCUGCUGCAGGUGUUCCCACUGUCGGUGGUCACAUGAUACUUAGUGCGCCAGUCCAGGAUGACGACGCCUCGUGACGAUAGAGUCCGAAGCCAGGGGUGGACAUUUCGAAAAAGAACAGUUUCGUCUCUUUAUUUAAUCUUCAGUAUCCAUUCUUGCAUGACACCAGCCCUUAUUGUUUGCUUUGAGGAAGUAGGACUAUUUUGAAGUGGUACGUGAUGUUGGCACUGCGUACUGGAUGUGUGUAAACUUGCUCUGUGUUAUCCUACCUCACGAUGACCUCCAGCCAAUCUCAACACGUGAAUGAUUCUCGGUAAUAUUAGCUUGGUCAACUAAAUCCACAAGUUGUGUCCGUGGCAACUUCCAUGUUGCAGGUAGCUGCAGGGUGUUGCCAUGGUUACCUGGUUAUCCAGAAACGUCUCCGUUUCUGUGACUAUAAGAGGUGAUUGAAAUACAAUGUACAGCAUUUUCUAUGGUGACAAGGUGUUUCGAUAGUAAAAGGAGGUGGUGCGAUCUCUACAGGGAAGUGGUUCAUCGUAUGGAGGGAGGUGUUACUAUGGUAACACAGGAAACGUUACCAUGGAUGCAAGAUGUUGUGGAUCUGUUGCCCUGGCUACAAGGAGCUACCGUCCUUGCAUAAUACAACCACACGAUUCAUAGAUGUACAUUUCGGACUAGCGUUGCCCUGAUGUGCAUGUAUUGUACAGUAGAAAUUGUACAGAUUUUGCGUAAUAUUGGUCUCAGGAUGAAGCUCGAUACGAGGAGUUCCGUUUGGUAGCAGGUGCCCUUUGUUGUAACGUCACCUGUGAUUGGUUGAACGGAACCAGUCAAUGCAUUCCUUAGUUGCAGGUGCCCCUUGUGAACAAUGGCGUGUGACAUUGGUAGACUGUGUUCUGUGGUGAAGGAGGAGCCAGUACUCUGUGGACUCUUUGUGCAACAUUUUAUACAGAUUGCUGUUUUGUAUCAUGACUGUGUUUUGUACUGGGUUUCUUACAGAAGUGACCAAGUGGCUGGUCUGUGCGUGGAUGGCUGAGUGUGUUGGAGAGAUGGUGUUGUGUUUUGUACAAGAGUUAUUCUGUGUCCAUGCAGACUUUAGUGACAGAGGCAAGAUGAAGGUGAAUAAUAGCGACCUGAGGCAAAGAUGGGCCUGGUUUGAGAUAAGUCUGAACCCUGUUAUGUAGCUAAACCUGUUAGUUUGAACCUUGAAAUACAGCUAGACCCUGUAAAUCUGAACCCUAUAAACAGCUAAACCCUAUUAGUCUGAACCCUGUAACUCGUCAUGAUAUGGAAGAGGAAAAGAUCUUAUAUAUUUUGAGUUCAUUAUUUGUUUAUAAAAAUUAGUUUAGCUAUCAUAAUUUUUUUUACUCAAAAUGAGCCGUUUCAUUUCAUCACAGGGGUAGUUAAAUGGAACCACUAUGAAGUGGAUUUUUUGUUUCUGUAGAAACAUAAGUACCGUAUUCGACGUAAUAAGCGCCCCGCUCUAAUAAGCGCCCACGGCAAUAUUUGCUAAUAUAUUGGCAAGUGCACAAUCCCAAUUAGCACCCCUUCCGAUUGAUCAAAGUUAUUUA